Molecule: messenger RNA, 2868 nt
Organism: Drosophila pseudoobscura
Lineage: Eukaryota; Metazoa; Arthropoda; Insecta; Diptera; Drosophilidae
Gene: Spn42Da
Product: Serpin 42Da
Exons: 9
Coding region: 123-2738 (871 amino acids)
Molecular function (GO): serine-type endopeptidase inhibitor activity
Source: RefSeq, a predicted model, not a curated record
CGAUAACUGUCCGAUAAUCCGCCAAUUGCUGCUGGCAGGGAAUGAAAGGCAGAAGUCGUGGACAUCUGCUGAUAAGAGUUGAUUGGCUUCAGCAGCAUAAGAAGUUGCUCCGAUAAACAACGAUGACAGACCCUAGUGCAACCAAGAACCUGGAGGAGUUCGGCUAUGGCCUGCAUGAGCAAUUAAGCAAUGCGAAUCCCGGCAAGAAUCUCAUUUACUCGCCCCUGUCCAUACAAAUGUGUGCGGCAAUGGUGCGCAUGGGGGCAGAGGAGGGGACGGCCACAGCCCGGGAACUGGACGAGGGACUGCGGUUCAGUGCCAGCAAUGUGGACAAAAUAGCCGAUGGCUUCGAGGCUGUAUUCUCUGCCUUUCGGCAGUGCAAGGCUCUGAAGAUGGCAAACAAGCUGUUCAUCAUGAAGGAGUGCAAGCCCAAUCAGAGGUUUGCCAGUAUUCUGGAGAAGAAGUAUCACUCCAAGCCGAUGAGCAUUGACUUCGGGAGCAGCUCAGCUGCGGAGACCAUCAACAGUUGGGUGGAGGAGGAGACCAACAAGCUCAUCAAGAAUAUUGUCAGUCCGGGCGCCCUGACCAACAGCACUCACCUGGUCCUAGUCAAUGCCAUCUACUUUAAGGGCGUCUGGUCCAUAAGGUUCGAUGAGGAGGAUACGCGCGAGGAGGAGUUUUUCCUGGAGAAGGGCAAACCCAUCAAGGUGUCCAUGAUGAAGGUUGUGCACAAGUUUAUGUAUGCGGAACUGCCCAAACUGGGGGCAAGAGCCAUCAAAAUGCUAUACACAGACUGCAACCUAUCCAUGAUUAUAAUUUUGCCCAACGAAAGUACAGGUCUGAAGACUCUGGAGCAAAAGCUACCGACCACCUCCUUAAAGGCUAUUACAUCCGACAUGUCCCUCAUAAAAGUUGAUGUCAAGAUCCCUAAGUUUAGAGUCGAAUUUGAGCAGGAGUUGUCCUCAGCCUUUAAGAAGAUGGGCAUAAAGCGUAUAUUCAGCGACGAGGCCGAGCUGGGCCAGAUUUUGGAGUACCAGGAGGCCAUCAAGGUCUCCCAGAUAUUACACAAAGCCUUCAUAGAUGUCAACGAGGUGGGAACGGAAGCGGCCGCCGCAACGGCUGCUGUUAUGGUAAUGCGAAGCCUGCCCGCCACCCCAGUGGAUCGACCAAAGGCCUUUCACGCCAACAGACCCUUCUACUAUACGAUCUGUGAUCGCAAUCAUGGCAUCCUCUUUGUGGGAAGCGUGACGGCUGGGGUGUAUGGAACAGUGACGAACAUUUGUGGAGCUUGCUGGCUGCCCUCGCUGCUCUUCCUUACCAUCACCCUUUCUCCGUUCGUCGAGCCGGUCCAGACCACCAGUGACGUCACGAUGCCAGAAACCAAAGAAGUGGAAUUCUCACGCCGGCUGGCCAUCUUCUCCCUGAACGUGUACCAGAAGCUGUCGCUGCUGAAGCCUGGCGAGAACCUGGUCUUCUCCCCCUUCUCCAUACAGACCUGCGCGGCCAUGGCCCGCCUAGGAGCCGAGGGGGAGACGGCCGCGGAGCUGGACCGAGGCCUGGGACUGGUCUCGAGCGACGCUGCAAAGAUAGCCCAGAGUUUCCACCAAGUGCUGGCCGCCUACGAGAAGAGCCAGAUCCUGCACAUAGCCAACAAGAUCUUCGUGAUGCAGGGAUACCCGCUUCGCGAGGAGUUCAACCAGCUGCUCACCAAGGAGUUCCUCUCGGCAGCGCAGAGCGUAAACUUUGCCGAGAGCGCACAGGCUGCAGGCACCAUCAACGCGUGGGUGGAGCAGAGUACCAAUAAUCUGAUCAAGGACCUGGUGCCGUCUAGCGCCCUGGACGCCAACUCGCGCCUGGUCCUGGUCAAUGCCAUCCACUUCAAGGGCACCUGGGAGCACAAGUUCCCCCAGCACGCCACUCAGCAGGAGUUAUUCCACCUGAACGAGGAGCAUAGCACAAAGGUACCGAUGAUGAACUUGAAGAAGAAAUUCCGCUAUGCAGAUCUGCCCGACCUGGGUGCCGCUGCCUUGGAAUUGGGCUACGCGGACUCGGAUUUGUCCAUGCUGGUUGUUCUGCCCAAUAGCAGGACUGGCCUGCCGGCACUGGAGGAAAAACUACGGGGAACGCUGCUGUCGGUGAUCACCCAGUCGCUGCAGAAGACCGAGGUGGUGGUCAAACUGCCCAAGUUCAGGGCAGAAUUCCAGGUGGAGCUGUCUGAGGUAUUCAAGCAGCUGGGCAUGUCCAAGAUGUUCGGCAACAAUGCAGAAUUCAACAAAAUGCUUCAGAGUCCCGAGCAGUUGAAGGUGUCGGCCAUCAUCCACAAAGCAUUCAUCGAUGUUAACGAGGAGGGCACCGAGGCGGCAGCAGCAACUGGCGCCGUGGUCCGAAUGAAGCGCAGUAUUGUAUCAUUAGCGGAACCCAUUGAGUUCCAUGCCGAUCAUCCAUUCAUCUAUGCUCUGGUCCAUCGAGCGGACCUUCCCCUGUUCUGGGGCUCUGUGGUGCGGCCCCAGGAGAUGGCCUCUGAGUCCGGUGCAGCGCACAACGAGCUAAAUUUAAUGCCAUUCCGAUACUACGAGACCCCACUGUCAUAUGCAUCUACAGGUAUGUUGAUGAUGCGUUCCCGGAUUCCCAGGAUCCAGCCAGAUUCCAAACACUUUUAUGCCGAGCAUCCAUUUAAAUUUUACAUCAUAAACAAGGACCGGACAGUUCUCUUUGCUGGAAAAUUUUUAAAACUUUAAAUCUGAUCUUCAGACCAAACUAAAACUUAAGACUGCACAAGAUCAAUGAUCUUAAACAUACACAAGCAUUUUUACUAUCUCAGCAUGUAAGAGCACCGUUUUUAAUAAAGCUUUGCCAAAUAUUAAUCCA